AUGGAGGUGGAGGCGGCGAGGCCGGAUAAGCUGGAGCCUCCUCCCUCGCCGGUGAAGGGAGCCGGCGAGAAUGGCGCGGCCACCAAGCUGCAGAAGGUGUACCGCAGCUACCGGACCCGCCGGAAGCUUGCCGACUCCGCCGUCGUCGUCGAGGAGCUCUGGUAUGGCAUCUUCUCCGGAUCCUUUUCCUCUCCGGGGCCCAUGCCUCUGGUGCAAGAGCGUGAGCAUUAUGAAUACAUCAUUAAUGAGGGAAAAGUUAUCCAUAAACAGUCUGGAGAACCACUUGAUACAAGGGGUCCUAAGGGGACUAAAUGGAUAUUUGUUAUGAGUACAACAAAAAAACUUUAUGCUGGCAAGAAACAGAGAGGCGUAUUCCAGCACUCCAGCUUUUUGGCAGGAGGUGCAACUAUAGCUGCUGGAAGAUUUACUGCAGAAAAUGGAGUAAUCAAGUCCAUCUGGGCGUACAGCGGUCACUACAAACCUAGUGCAGAGAACCUCUGCAAUUUCAUCAACUUCCUUGAAGAGAAUGGAGUCGACCUCAAAGAAGUUGAGGUGCGCUCAUCCACCAGAGAAGACUACAACGAAGAUCCAGUGCCUAAUGACUCACAGAAGUUUACUUCAGCUAUCAUGGAACCAGAUCUUCCACAAGUGGUUCCCCCUCCAAACACCACAGAAGGCAAUGAGGGAGACAACGCUCCUGAAGAACAAGCCAGGCCAACCUACCAAAGGACCUUAUCGGGUGCACUGAAAAGAUCACAUGCCUGGUUUGUCCAUGCUGCUUCUCCGCUGUCCUGUGGUUCCAUUCAGAGAAGCACAGUGCAAUGUUCUCCAACUGAAAUAGGCUAUGGGCAGAAUCUGUCACAUUUCAGAUAUGAUAGCUUGGAAGCAGAUGUGAUAGGGUCCUCAGACCUCAGCAAACACAGGUGGCUGCAGAGUGAGAGCCUUUGUGCUGAGCCCAGCAUUGCAGACGGGCCUAGGAAUCAUUUCUUUUCCUUCCAAAGAUGGGCCUCGCUAGAGGUUUUCUCUUCCCCUCGGAAUUCUGUUUUCUUCGUGCUCUGUAUUUUGACGUACAGCUCUAAAGAGAGUAUCGUUUCAGGACAAAAAGCACACACGUCAAGGGUCAAGGGUGAAGCUAGGGGAGAAAAGGUUCUUGCUGUCUGCGUGAUGAAAUGA
Messenger RNA from Miscanthus lutarioriparius, 1173 nucleotides. Lineage: Eukaryota; Viridiplantae; Streptophyta; Magnoliopsida; Poales; Poaceae. The record is from the annotation of a GenBank genome assembly.